CCAGACGAACUUUCGGUGGAGCUCAAGCAGAGGUUUCGCUCACUCCUCAAUCGAUUUUCCUCACUUGAAAAAGCUACCAUCUUGGCACGGAGUGAAAAUUUUACCGUUCCCCGAGUCAGAGGCUGAAAAAUUUUCUGCAGCUCUUCAGUGGUGUCUCCCGGUCGAAUGUACAAGAGCUGUUGCAACCAUCGAAUUUGCACGACCAGACGGUGCUGAUUAGUUUGUGAAAAAUGAAUUGUGCGGGCAGUUGCUGUUGAGGAGAAUUUUUCCAAUUUUCCGAGUUCUACCAGUUACAAAAAUCGAAGAAACAUAGCUGAGGACGACUAGGUUUGUCCAUUUGGUAGCAAAAUCCUUCGCAGCAGUCGCAGCGAAUUUGCGAAAAAAUCCAAAAUGGCUCCGGGUAUUAAAAUAUGGAAGAGAGAGGCGGAACCCGAUGCCGAUGUGAAACUCGCAGAGGCUGCAACCACCCUGGGGACGAAAAUCUUCGGUCACAAACAUCCCCAUCUUAGAACGACGACGGAAACAGACUUAGAAACAGAUGAAAAUGACGAGCUUGCAAGCACCGCAGCGCCAACGAAAGGCGAAGCGGAAAAGAUUGGCGAGAAAGCGGCGGAGAUCACCGAAGCACUGGCACACAAUAUGGGCAUCCCAACGUGGGGCUUGGUGUCGAUCAUAAUCGUAGUCGUCCUGAUCAUCCUCGGCAUCUGCGGCUUCUGCAUCCGCCGGUGCUUCCGCAAGAGGCGCUCUAAAGACGGCAAGAAGGGCAUGAAAGGAGUCGAUCUGAAAUCGGUACAAUUAUUAGGUUCAGCAUACAAAGAAAAGGUGCAACCUGACAUGGAAGAACUGACUGAGAACGCGGAAGAGCAAGACGAAGGCGAAAGCAAGCAAAGUGAACAGAAACUAGGAAAACUUCAAUAUAAGCUUGAAUAUGAUUUCAAUGCAAACGCUCUAACGGUAACCGUGAUCCAAGCGGAAGAACUGCCAGCUCUAGACAUGGGAGGCACAUCAGAUCCUUACGUAAAAGUGUAUCUGCUACCAGAUAAAAAGAAAAAGUUCGAAACCAAAGUCCAUAGGAAAACGCUUAAUCCGGUAUUUAACGAAUCGUUCACAUUCAAGAGCCUUCCGUAUGCCGACGCAAUGAACAAGACGCUGGUGUUUGCCAUAUUCGAUUUCGAUCGAUUCUCCAAGCACGACCAGAUCGGAGAAGUUAAGGUACCCCUCUGCCAGAUCGAUUUGGCCCAAACCAUCGAAGAGUGGCGAGAACUGCAAAGCGUCGAGGGCGAAGGUGGUCAGGACAACAAGCUGGGAGACAUUUGCUUCUCGUUGCGCUACGUACCAACUGCAGGUAAACUCACCGUCGUGAUUCUGGAGGCGAAGAAUCUAAAGAAGAUGGACGUCGGAGGAUUGUCAGAUCCAUACGUUAAGAUUGCACUGAUGCAGAACGGAAAGCGUUUGAAAAAGAAAAAGACUAGUAUCAAAAAAUGCACACUAAACCCCUACUACAAUGAGUCGUUCUCAUUCGAAGUUCCUUUCGAACAAAUACAAAAAGUGAAUCUGGUGGUAACUGUAGUGGAUUACGAUCGCAUCGGUACGUCGGAACCCAUUGGUAAGGUCGUCCUGGGAUACAACGCAAGCGGCACCGAGCUGCGUCACUGGUCCGACAUGUUGGCCUCGCCGAGACGUCCGAUCGCACAAUGGCACACCCUGAAAGACCCGGAGGACGACAAGAAGGACUAAGGAGGACCAACGCCGCCGGAUGGCGCUGAAUAAUCAUCGCCACCCGCUGACAUACGAGAGACAAGAGACAACUGAUUGGGUCAGGAGAAGCAUCAUAGUGGACGCAUUCAUGGAAUAGGAAUAAAGUAAAACACAUACCUAAAACACACUAAACGAAGCAAAGAGUGAAUAUGGCGAGCGGAUAUAAUAUAGACCCUUUCGAGGUUGGAUCUUCUAGAUUCGAUCAUCCGAAAGCUGAUUCGAUUCACUAAUAACGAAGCUCUAUCAGGUUUAUGUAAAAAGAGGAAACAAAAAUGUUAAUGUUUAUUUCGUUCUUAAGGUAUGUUCAAAAUAGUGGGACGUUAUUUGAAAGAGUCAGUUGAUUGUUAUGAAACUCAUCAAAUGAAAUCCAUGAAAUUGAGUGUUCCGUUGUUGGGUUUAGUUUACAAACUCGUUAUCACAUAAUUGGAUUUGUCAGAAUUUAGACUCUGGAAAUAACGUUCCUGAUACAAAAAAAAAGAAGUCGUGGUAGAAAAUUUGGAACUAGCUCAGUUUUCUAUGCGUAGCAUAUUGAUAGGAUUAUGAAUGUAAUAAAUUGAUCUAUGGAACGAGGUGUAGAGCGGAACAUUCGGUCGAACCCAGAAAGAGCGCCUAUUGUGCAUCUUUUCUAGCUACUGCAUAUCUCUUAAUCGAAGAACAGGUGUCACUGCGUGACAAAUAAAGGCUACAUAAAAAUAUAAACAUUAGCAUCAAUGCCUCGUCGAUUGGUUGAAGAAUGUAUGUUUUUAAGUUUGUUACUAGAAACUAAAGCACGCGUACAAGCAAAAUCACAGCCACACACUUCAAACGAAUCAAUAGAUAGUUUUGAAACACGAGGAGAUUAAAAUCUAGAUCUAUAGAGGAAACAAUAUACGUGGUCCCAAUUUGAUGUGUAGAAAAGAAGCACAAUAAUAGCCUAAAUCAUGAUAAGCUGAUGACAGUAACACCGACCGAUUGUAAGUAGGUAAAACAAAGUGAAAUCUAAUUCAACGUAAGGUAAAGAAGUAAAAUGUGUUUUAAAACCUUUUAAUUAGACAAGGAUGGCUUUCGUAUUUUGAUUCGAUCCAAAAAAAAUAGUUAAUACACUAGUCGACAGAAUGAACCCGAUUGUAUUGUAAAAACAUAAAACUGAGCUAGAAAUACGAAAGUCUUGACUGUGUUUGCAUGCCGCAUUACCGUUGUGUGAUUUUUCGAUUCCGGACAAUAUAUUGGAAAUCAGGAGAAGCAAUUUUUCAAACGAUUCAUUUUAUCUUGUAGUUUCAUGAGAUGAAGCCUAUUUCGUUCUAAAAUGUUAGAUUCUUGAUAGCAAGAGAAGCCUUUGCAAAUUCAAACCCAUAAGAGAAGCUGACUGCGGGGCCUACUCGAUGGAUUGAAAUAGAAAGAAAAAACUAAUUCAUUAGGCAACCAUCACCGAGUAUGCACACAAAUCAAACAAAAGAAAAGAAAUUUACCAAAGGAGCUCUUGACUUUUUCAUCACUUCACCUAGCAAACGAAAAGCAUAAGUCAAUGGCGAAAGAACACAAUCAGGCAUUUGUUUGCUCAUCACGAUAGUAGCAUUCCAUUCAAUUCCCUCACAAAACACAAACAAAAUAGAUAAAGACAUUAUUAUUAAGGAUAAUUUUCCGUCAAAAGCAAGUAUGGGUUCACAAAUUCCAUAGAUUACUGUAAAUCAGUUUGAUGAACUAUUAUUACGAAAACUGUACUUCUUGUUAAAACGAAAAAAAAGAAAAGUUAUAAAAAUGCUAUUUACCGUUAAAUAAGAUGAUCUAUCUAUUGAAUUAUAUAUACAUAUUACAAAGUUGAUCAAAUUUGAAUACGAAUAUUCCCAUAAAAUACAGUAUUUGUACACUCAGCUAUAUCAGUUCAAAAAUUCUAAUGGCAUUAGCAGCGAUAAACUCUGUAUAAAAUCUUUCAACGACAAAAAAAAAACUUUGUAUCUAUAGUCACGUUCAGAUGAAACUAUUUGUCGGGAGUCAUUCAGAUGUAGACCUUUGUUAAUUUUGACUUGGCGAAGCUUUUUCGCCUUGCCUAAAUUGCAAGUGCAAAUAUCUGGAUCUGCAUGUCCUAACCCUUCCUUUCCUUAACAAAACACAAGUAUAAACGUGAUUUACUAGUGAUCUACUUAAUAUCAUAACUGCUAGAACAUGUAUUUCUAGUGAUUUCACUCUUAAGACUAAACAUUUCAAUGUAAGCCCGUUCGAUGAAACAAGAUAACCAAACUUUUAGUUUCUGUUACUCGCUUCGGCCCAUUCACACAGCUUGACAACAGAAAACAAAAUCGAAGAUCAACUAUUUUGAACCAAUUCCACAAAAAAAGUAUCGACAGUUCUAUCUCGAAUUGGUCCUUCUAAUCUUGUUAGUAGAACAGCUGAACGCUUCCCCAAUGUUUUAUUCCUGCUGCAGUUUGUAGUUCACUUCUGGCAAACUAUAACAGCAGUGGCAUGUAAAUAAUAUGAAACCAAACGAAUGCAAUUUAUUUUAAACCUUCCAAGCAAACGACAAAUGAAAAAAGAAUGGAAAAAUUAGGCAAUAAUUAUGUUAACUUCUUGUUACAGCCCACAGUGCACCUAGUAGAAGAGUUAGGAUUGAAAAUGCACCACUAGUGAAAGAUAUAACGGUAUAAUAAAGCCAACUAUUCGAGAAAAGACAUGAACGCAAAAAUUGAGAAUCUAAAUCUGAACAUUCCUUCAAAGAUAGAAAUCAAAUGAGAUCCGUUCAGCUGAUUUUAUUCAUUAAUUGCUUGUAGCGAAGUCGCAGCCUCUCCUAUUUGUAGGCUGAAGAUUUUUUCUUCCGUACAACAUACAAAAAAAAAAAGUUUAGAACACGUACACGAAACACAACAAUCUAUCUUUUGCUGUGUGGACUGACGCGAAGUGGUUUUAAAAAACUAAACAAAAACACAAAAAGAAUAUAACUGUUGAAGAAUUAUUUAGGCCGGAUGAGAGUAAACAGGGGAUAAUUUAUUUGAAAUAUUCGACGGACAAAAUACAAAGUGACAGCAACAGACAAACACAGCACACCAUACAUGCAACGCAACACAGACUUGUCAGACUCACAUUUUACAAAGUUGAACUCUAGAAUCGCAAGUAAAACUAAAUCAACAUGCUUAAACGCGAAAAAAAAAUGAAGACCGACCGAAAGCAGAAAACAGAAACUUAAUUGUAAUUUAUAAAUAUUGAAAUGAAACAAAAGAACAAGUUAAAGUUAGUUGAAGUAUAAGUAAAACCAAAUAUAACAAUAAUUAGACAUAUACAAAGAAAAAAUGAACUUUAAUCAUCAAACAAGUAAAAGAAUAUUGUGAAAUAAUAAGAAUAUGUAUAUUUAAGGUAUUGUAAAUCAAAACCAAAAAUAAAGUAUUAUAAUAAUAAAAAAUGCCUCGUGGAAA
Molecule: messenger RNA, 5141 nt
Organism: Armigeres subalbatus
Lineage: Eukaryota; Metazoa; Arthropoda; Insecta; Diptera; Culicidae
Product: synaptotagmin 1
Exons: 9
Coding region: 391-1737 (448 amino acids)
Biological process (GO): regulation of dopamine secretion; cellular response to calcium ion; calcium ion-regulated exocytosis of neurotransmitter
Cellular component (GO): plasma membrane; exocytic vesicle; axon
Molecular function (GO): phosphatidylserine binding; clathrin binding; calcium-dependent phospholipid binding
Source: RefSeq, a predicted model, not a curated record